This is a messenger RNA of Lagenorhynchus albirostris (white-beaked dolphin), 1417 nucleotides long. RefSeq lists its product as uncharacterized. Lineage: Eukaryota; Metazoa; Chordata; Mammalia; Artiodactyla; Delphinidae. The transcript has 6 exons. The coding region runs from base 449 to 1222 and encodes 257 amino acids. The record is from RefSeq and is a predicted model, not a curated record.
CGGCCCGGCGGCUUUCAUCGUGCCCCGGGCCCGCGCCGCCCGGCCGUCCGGUGACCGUCCGCACCCCGCAGUGCGCCCGACGGCCCGGCGCUGGAAGUUCGGGCCCGCGGAGCCCGGCCGCCAGCCCCGGGAUGCACGUGAACUUGGAGAAAGUCGCGGGGCGCGCCGGCGCGGACCUCCGCUGCAGGGCGUGGGCGUCCCCGGCCCCGCGCGCUUUCGUUUUCGUCCGGGACAAAGGUCCCUCGCGGCGCAGGUCGCGGACGUGGAGAUCGUGUCCUGCGGGCCACUUUGCGGGGAGGUCCGGUCGUUCAACACAGGGAAGCCGGAGCCAGGAGAAGUGGAGCAGCGCGGUCCGAGGCGCGGCGCGGGACCAGGGGAGUGGGGCCUGGCCGUGCGCUUCGCCCGCGCCGUCCCGGAGCUGUCGCGCCCCUGCCACGAGUUGUGGGACAUGGCACCGCUUUGCUCUCUGCCCUUUCGCCGCGUGAAGGAGAGAAUCACUUGGAACCCACGACUCAGACCGAUGGCCGAGGGCCUGUGCAGCCGUGGGCACGAUAGCGCAGCGCCGGCUGCGUCCGGGCGCGUCCCUCCGGCAAGGGCAGAGCGCCCCUGUCUCGAUUGGGUUCACUCUCGAUUCUUGAGGCCGAGCAUGGCUGGUCCCAGAGCACCCCCGAGAAAGUGCACACCUGUCGUGGCCUUCAAAAGACGCUCCAGGACCACACGGCCAGGUGGACGGUGUUUGCCCUGCGUCUGGGUGGUGAGGCAGCCCAGGAGGUCUCACCCCUUCUUCCCGGCACCCUGGUCCCUGGCUGACACCUGGAGCUUGGACGACCGUGCCACCCUCAGGUCAAGAAGUGGCACUGAGAUGGGAGCUUCUAUCCGAGGCCAGCCUUACUCAACGGUGAGCCGAGCGUUAGGGCGGGGCCGUCCCCGCUGGCGGGGACACCUCACGGCUGUCCCACUCUUCCCAGCCCAGCCAGAGCCCACAGGAGGCCUCGCCCUGGGCCCUCAUGCAGGAGACAGGCCCACCCCUGGCCUUGGCGUGGGUGCACGGCCACUCCUGCUGAAUGCCCAGAGGACUGUCACAGGACACGGGACAGCACAGGGUGUCUGCAUGGAAGAGGAACGCAGGCCCCGCCUCCCCGUGCACCGCGAGGGCCCGUCGCCCCCUUUUCUCCAGCCCUCCGCUGCGAUCCUAAUACACAGGCCGCUGAUGUCGACCUGAGACGCACACGGGAGAUGCCUCUGGGAGCCAUGAUGUCCCUCCAGGCGCCGAGACUGACGGCCCUUUGGGGUGAGGUAGUAGGUUGUAUAGUUUGGGGCUCUGCCCUGCUAUGGGAUAACUAUACAAUCUACUGUCUUUCCUGAAGUGGCUGUAAUAUCGACAGUGGACAGCAUCCAGGACCCUGGCUGCUGGAGG